Messenger RNA from Schizosaccharomyces osmophilus, 1092 nucleotides. RefSeq names its product rRNA processing protein Rcl1 (gene rcl1). Gene Ontology annotation, biological process: endonucleolytic cleavage of tricistronic rRNA transcript (SSU-rRNA, 5.8S rRNA, LSU-rRNA); ribosome biogenesis. NCBI's taxonomy places the organism in Eukaryota, Fungi, Ascomycota, Schizosaccharomycetes, Schizosaccharomycetales, Schizosaccharomycetaceae. Gene Ontology annotation, cellular component: nucleolus. The transcript has a single exon. Bases 1 to 1092 code for a protein of 363 amino acids. Gene Ontology annotation, molecular function: RNA endonuclease activity. The record is from RefSeq and is a predicted model, not a curated record.
AUGUCUGGAACACAAUUAAAAAGAUUCAAGGGAUGUGAAUAUUUGACGCAUCGACUGGCUCUUGCAACUCUUUCAGGAACACCUAUAAGAGUGGAAGGAAUUUAUCCAAAUGAAGCAGAUCCAGGUUUGAAGGACUAUCAAAUAUCGUUUCUCAGACUUCUCGAAAAGCUGACAAACGGAUCUGUUAUUGAGAUUUCUUACACAGGUACUUCCUUCAUAUAUCGUCCUGGCAACAUUGUCGGUGGACGUGUGGAACAUGCUUGUCCUGAAUCAAGAGCGAUUGGUUACUUCUUGGAGCCAAUCCUGUUGUUAUGUCUUUUCGCAAAAACACCAACCUCGUUGACUUUGACAGGCGUUACAUCGAACAAUGAAGAUCCAGGUGUAGACGUGCUUCGUACAAGCGUGCUGCCUUUCUUACAAAAGCGGUUCCAAGUUGGUGACGAUAUGGAAUUGCGGAUUUUGAAGCGCGGCGCUUCUCCCAAUGGCGGUGGUGAAGUCAACUUUUUGUGCCCUAUCACAAAAGUCUCUUUACCACCAGUUCGAGUUUCCGAAGCUGGACGUGUGUUUCGGAUUCGUGGCAUCGCCUCCUCGACUCGUGUUGCUCCCAUACUUGCUAACCGACUGGUAGAAAGUGCUCGAGGUACUUUGAAUCCCUUUUUGCCGGAUAUUUUCAUUUACACAGACGUACGCCGCGGAGACGAAUGCGGUAACAGUCCAGGAUUUGCGAUUACCCUCGUAGCAGAAACAAACAAAGGCUGCUCGUAUGCUGCCCAACAGUGCGGCGAAGCCGGCCAAACGCCUGAAGACGUGGGUACUUUAUGCGCUCAAAAGUUGCUGGAAUCGAUUGAGUCAGGAGGCUGUCUUGAUCGCUACACUCAACCAUCCAUUCUCACCGGUAUGCUUUUAUCGUCCGAAGAUGUCAAUUCCAUUGUCAUUGGACAGUUGAACAUCACUUCACAAUUAGUCACAUUUCUUCGUGAUGUAAAGGCAUUCUUUGGCAGGGAGUAUCGCUUUAAAGAAUUCGAAACUGGUCACAUUGAAAUGUCUUGUCUCGGAAAAGGUUACCUAAACGUAAAUCGUCGCAUUCAGUAA